GUGCCUCCUUUACUUCCCAAUCUUCGGAUUCGGGGCUUGAACAUCUUCCACUGUCUACACAGAGUGUUACAACGGUUAUUCCUCCUCUAGCAUACCUAAUCCACUACUUAUCAGAGUAUGUAAUAAGACAAAGGGUCUGAAGUGGAUCUAUACACCAUCAUGCCAUGGCGUUCCAGACAAUGAAAAACAAGUGAUGUGGUUAAGUCAUUGGAAGUUGGGGAGUGGAUUGGAAGGCGGCGAUGAAGUUACUGUUUCAGUGUUUACGAAACCUUUGUUUCUGGUGAAAGAAUGCGGCAUCCAGCUUGUGCAUGAGCAAGAAGACGAGAUGAGUACCCAACACAACACUAUAGUUCCUAGUUAUGCAUCUGCCAUUAGUCGGGAUUUGUCAGAAUUUAUUCCAGGAACAUACUACCUAGGGGGUGGACCUUUUCUCAGACUAACUAGAGAAGAUGUUUUGGGUUGGAAAAAAGAAGUUUGGUUCAAUGACAUCUCUGGAGACUCUGAUGAAGAAACAGACAAAGAAGAAAUACAGCAGGGUGACGAGCCUCUUGCGCUGGUAGCAGCAGCCGAAACAUUAGUAGAAGCAGAGAGGGCAAGCAGAGGCAACAAGAUUCUCCUUAUGACUGCAGUCUUCUUUCUCUUCCUUUCUCUAAUCUCUCUUCCUUCUCUCUCUUUCCUGUCAAAGUACUUUGCCUGAAUAGGCGAUCAAUCUUGGUGGGGGGUUUAUUUGUUUGUAUGUUUUUGUUAAUUAUCUGCUGAUAAAUUGGCUUAUAAGAGUUUAUCUGUCUUCAUCAUUCCCUUCUUGUCAUACAUUUCAAUGAACAACCCAACUCAGUUUUGAAAACCACCCAAUUUCAAGACAGAAAGCAGCUUGCAACAACCCCAUAUCUCAUGCAGGAAAAAAAUCAGACACAGAAGAACUUAUAAGUCCUUACAAGUUACAACCAGAAAAGAAAAAAAAAGAAAGCCCUUAGAACCAGGGAGUUCAGAAAUUGCUAGUCUCCCCUGUAAAGAGAUGAAGAUAUCUCUGAUGUUGUUAGCAAAAUAAACUCUGCAAACUUUGCUGCGUAGUGCUGUUACUUGUAUGACCACAAAUU
Messenger RNA from Prunus persica (peach), 1097 nucleotides. RefSeq lists its product as uncharacterized. The transcript is spliced from 2 exons. Bases 194 to 697 code for a protein of 167 amino acids. The record is from RefSeq and is a predicted model, not a curated record. NCBI's taxonomy places the organism in Eukaryota, Viridiplantae, Streptophyta, Magnoliopsida, Rosales, Rosaceae.